Venustampulla echinocandica is the source of this 852-nucleotide messenger RNA. RefSeq lists its product as uncharacterized. The coding region runs from base 1 to 852 and encodes 283 amino acids. The record is from RefSeq and is a predicted model, not a curated record. Lineage: Eukaryota; Fungi; Ascomycota; Leotiomycetes; Helotiales; Pleuroascaceae. The transcript is spliced from 3 exons.
AUGGCUCCGCCAACGCAGCCAAAGGUCCUGCUCUUUGACAUUGGGGGCGUUUGUGUCGUCUCCCCCUUCCAAGCUAUCCUUGACUACGAAUUGGGCCACUCCAUCCCCCCAGGCUGGGUAAACCACAGUAUCUCCCGCAGCGCCCCAAAUGGAUUCUGGCAUCGUCUCGAACGAGGCGAAAUCCUCCUUGACUCCCACUUCUUCCGCGGCUUCGCUUCCGACCUUCACAACCCGACCCUAUGGAAGGCAUUUUACUCCACCCAGGCGCGGAAAAAUGACACCUCGCUUCCAGUCACAGUUCCACAGCUGCCAAAAGUAGACGCUGAGUUUUUAUUCUGGGCAAUGAUGGGUGGGUCCCGGGGCAUGGAUCCGUGGAUGUAUCCAGCACUCCUUGCGCUGAAGAAAAGCGGGAAGUACAUCAUGGCCGGGUUGAGCAACACGGUUAUCUUUCCACCGAGCCAUCCAUACUCGGAUCCACCACCUAGCGAAGAUGUCCGGAGGCUCUUUGAUGUUUUUAUUUCGAGCGCCCAUGUUGGGCUGCGCAAACCAGAUCCAAAAAUAUAUGAGUUAGCGCUGAGGAAGUUGGACGAAUUUUCCCGAGGGAAUAUCGAGAAGGAUGGAAAGAGUUUAGGCGGGCAAGAAGGGAUAAAGGCAAACGAGGUUCUGUUCCUCGAUGAUAUUGGAGAGAAUUUAAAGGCUGCUAAGAACGUCGGGUUCAGGACCAUCAAAGUAGGUCUAGGAAGAGCAUUUGAGGCUGUGGAUGAACUCGAGCGGGAGACAGGAUUGCAGCUCGCGGGCAGCCACCCCAGGAUACCUGUUACGCCAGUGGUUCCUGGGAAGUCCAAGCUGUAG